CCUAAAAACACUGACCACGAUGGGCCGAUACACUAGCCUACUGGCAAUGGAGGAGUGAGGAAACUUCGCCUGUCAAAAGUGCAGAUUCAACAUUAUCUUUUGUACCGUGCCAAGUCCAAUGAUCAACACCGCCUUUGUAAAUGAUCGCACAGCAAUUCGUGCACAGAGCAGUAGAGUGCACGGAGGCUGACGAUCGGGAGAGAGAACGAGUGUCGUCGUAGAAUAGAACAAGUUCUAGCUUGUUUUUUGGGGCGCGAUUGUUGCCAAUAUGUCCGGGAAUCCCACAUUUGUGAGUCCCUUCCACAGACCCCGCUGUUUGGCCGCAGCCGCGCCAGCAGGGAAAGCCAAACUCACCCACCCGGGCAAAGCCAUUCUAGCAGGUGGUAUUGCUGGAGGAAUAGAGAUCUGUAUUACAUUCCCUACAGAGUAUGUGAAGACUCAGCUGCAGCUGGAUGAGAAGGCCAACCCUCCCAGAUAUAAAGGCAUUGUUGACUGUGUGAAGCAGACGGUAGAUGGUCAUGGGGUGAGGGGUCUGUACAGAGGGCUCAGCUCACUGCUCUAUGGCUCCAUACCCAAAGCAGCUGUCAGGUUUGGUAUGUUUGAGUUCCUCAGUAAUAAGAUGCGUGAUGAGAAUGGGAAGCUGGACAGUACCCGGGGUCUUUUCUGUGGUCUGGGGGCAGGAAUGGCUGAGGCUGUGGUGGUGGUCUGCCCCAUGGAGACGGUCAAGGUAAAGUUCAUCCAUGACCAGUCAUCAGCCAACCCAAAGUACCGGGGAUUUUUCCAUGGAGUCGGGGAGAUCAUCAGAACCGAAGGCCUGAGGGGGACGUACCAGGGUCUGACAGCUACGGUACUGAAACAGGGAUCCAACCAGGCCAUCCGCUUCUACGUUAUGACCUCUCUAAGGAACUGGUACAAAGGUGAUGACCCUAACAAGGCCAUUAACCCUCUGGUCACGGGAGCAUUCGGGGCCUUCGCUGGAGCUGUCAGUGUGUUUGGAAACACUCCUCUUGAUGUCAUCAAAACCAGGAUGCAGGGUCUGGAGGCUCACAAGUACAAAAGUACCCUGGACUGUGCCGUCAAGAUCAUGAAGCAUGAGGGACCUAAAGCGUUCUAUAAGGGUACAGUCCCCAGGCUGGGUAGGGUGUGUAUGGACGUAGCUAUCGUCUUCAUCAUCUAUGAGGAGGUGGUGAAAGUCCUCAACAAAGUCUGGAAGACGGACUAAGACCACAUUUCUGUGACGACCAGCGGAGCAGGGAACGGCCGGGAAGGCCUGUUGACAUCAUAACUAUGGCCUGAUUCCAAACCCAAUCCCUUUGCCCUUUCCUUAGGUUUACCAUGUCUAGCAACCUCCUCACAGAUCUGACACGACUCUGUAUUUCAUUCCAGAAAGUUGUUCUCUGUCCCCUACCCUUGUUUACUUUGAUGGUUGAGUGCACUUCACCUAGGGUGCUAUAGGAUCCUAUCAGGGACACUACUAUCAUAUUGGUUAUACCUACUGUAGGGGGAUUUAGGGGGGGAUUUAGCAAGGGCACAGGGGGUAGGGUGAGGAAUUGGGCCUAUGUGACUGAAAUAUGGGAACACGGUGUGUCAUUCCAGAGAAGUGUAGUAGACGGACAGUGCUUCAGUUCACUAAUGGCUAUUGUUAUCAUCUUAUGUUAUACGUUAACAUACUUGACUUAAUCAAAAAUGAAAUGAUACUUAUAAAACCCCAAAUAAUGUGAUGUAGAUCAACAGAAAACACUUGAAAUGACAGAGGAGGAUCUCAGAGGCUUUUAACUCCAAGGGCAUUUAACAUUUAACAGGAAAUGGUAUUACCCGGUGAAAUGGGUCUGGUAGAGACCAUCGUUUUUCCCUAAUAGCAGUAUAACAGACAUGUCUGUUUGUUCACGGGUCAUAUGAGUCUUAUUGUCCAGGUCUGAAUGCAAUGCAGGUCUGAAAUGUUUUAGCUGCUUUACAUACCUGAGUGCUAUUACAUCACAAUGCCUUAUAGAUUGUUAUAUUCAGAGAUAUCUUUAUGGUAGAAUGCUAUCAUGGGUGCGUUCGUAAAUGUGUCAGUUAUUCUGUUCUGUGGCACAUUCAGACCAGAGUGCUCUGAAAUCGGAGUAGACAGAGUGAAUUUACAAACGCACCCUAUAUGUAGUAACCAUAAUUGUUGUGACCAUAGAAUUAGAACUCUGUGUUUAAUUGCUAUUCAUUCUACUAAUUCUGUAGUGGUGAAUAGCCUGUUUUUGGUGUCAGUCAAAUACAGAGAUGUACAUGUCAUACAGUAUACUCAGACAUUCUGCAGAAUGCACCAACACUUUUUUAAGUUAAUUCCAUAAAAACAAUGACCAAGAUUGAGAUGAUGCUGGUGAGGGUGAUGAACUUUGCAAUUGCAAAUGUGAAACAUCAGAAAUAUAUUUACAUAAUGAUUGUUUAUUGGGGGGGGGGUUGAUUGUUGUAUGAAAGUGCCUGCAAGUGUAUCUCAUGAUUGUUUUAGAAAUCUGGUAUAAGAUGUCUAGUGUUACUAAUGUCUAUAGUUGAAUGUCUUAUCUGGGUCAGUUCUUCAUUACUGUCAUAUGAUACAAUAACUGAAUUGUUUUUAUUUAAUAUAGACAGUAACACAGUGCAAUGAGGCCUUGCUGAGAUGUUUUUAUUGGCAAAUAUGAUUAGAUGUACUGGUUGACAGUAUUGCUCACCAGACACUAUCAUAAUGCAGCCUUGAGUAAUUCAAUGUGAUGAGAUAUUGUCUCGUAAUGUUCCCUGUCAGUUAUAGAGUAUGUAUAAAUGUCUUUGAUUUACAAUUUAUGAUUACAAAUUUCCUUGGUAGUGUUGAGGGGUGGGGACACUGAUUUUUAUUUAAAAUGACUAGAUUUAUCUUCAGGGCGGCUCCAGGCACAAGCAGCAUAAACUCAGUCCAGCUGUCAAUUUGCAAGUUCCAAAUUUGGUUGUGCAUCAACAAUUUUUCUAUUAUGUCAGUCACUAGCUAUGUUUCCAUCCAAUUGGCGACAGAUUUUCAUGUGAAUAUUCUAGAAUCUGCAGAAAUAAAAUAUGGUCAUUUUGGACGGGAAAAAAAUCAGUGUGAUGACAUAGUGCACACAAUGUACCUUUUCACUUAAGUUUUCGUGUACCGAAUAAAACGUUUUGUUUCCAUAGCA
Messenger RNA from Oncorhynchus mykiss (rainbow trout), 3137 nucleotides. RefSeq names its product tricarboxylate transport protein B, mitochondrial. The record is from RefSeq and is a predicted model, not a curated record. Gene Ontology annotation, cellular component: mitochondrion. Lineage: Eukaryota; Metazoa; Chordata; Actinopteri; Salmoniformes; Salmonidae. Gene Ontology annotation, biological process: mitochondrial citrate transmembrane transport. Gene Ontology annotation, molecular function: citrate secondary active transmembrane transporter activity.